Messenger RNA from Soboliphyme baturini, 2238 nucleotides. The record is from the annotation of a GenBank genome assembly. Lineage: Eukaryota; Metazoa; Nematoda; Enoplea; Dioctophymatida; Soboliphymatidae.
UUGUUCUCUUCAAUAUUUGUUUUUUGUCUUUUAAAGGUUAAUGGCUAUGGAUUCGGUAUAGCAGUAAGUGGAGGACGCGACAAUCCACAUUUCAAAAGUGGUGAUACGUCGAUCGCUGUAUCAGAUGUUUUGCAGUCCGGACCGGCAUUAGGUCUUUUGCAGGUUAAUGACCGAAUCGUUUUCGCCAAUGGCGUAAGCUUGGAAAAUGUCCACUACAAUACCGCAGUGCAAAUAAUGAAAGACUGUGAUCACAUGGAUUUGAUAGUUAAACGUCGGGUUCCCAUACCAGUGCUGGAGUAUGAUCAGCGCACUCUUAAGUUCACGCUGACUAAGUCCCGAAAGAAAGACGAUUUUGGCAUCGUUCUUGGAUGUAAAUUUUAUAUCAAAAAUAUAACAAAUGCGAAACUCGUUGAAAAGGAGCCCGGCUUGAAAGAAGGAGAUGUAGUUCUCAAAAUCAACGGCGAGAGCUGCGACCAGUUGACUCUAGCAGAUGCGCGCAAGAUGUUAGAGAAAUCUCGCGACUGCAUUUCCUUGAUCGUGCAGCGUGACGUUCCUCGCGGUACGAAGUGGCGAUGGCCAAGCCAAACGCCACAAUUCAUUGCUGAAUGUAAGCAGAAAAUCCAUGGUCUUCUGUCAGAUACACCAAUCCACAGUCCUACUCCGCGGCACAUAUGGACUUUCGAUCGCAAACUCUCGCGGACGACUUGUCCUUGUCCUGUAACUAAAAUUACGAAUUCGUGCGUGUGUGUAGCUACGAAUUCAUUUGCAGGUCCGUCUUCGUCCAGAACCGUCACGCCUUCUGAUGCACGCGUCGUCUCCUUCAACAAAGAAGGAGGUAGCGUUGGUAUCCGAGUUAUUGGCGGCAACGAGGUCGGCAUUUUCGUGUCGGCAGUGCAACCAGACUCGCCGGCCGCUUUGAAAGGCGUUAAGCAGGGCGACAAAAUCUUGCGGGUUAACAACAAAGGAAUGAUUGCUGUGACACGCGAAGAAGCGGUGUUGUUCUUGCUGGCUCUUCAGGAUCAGGUUGAAAUGCUGCUGCAGUACAAAAAGGAGGAAUACGAUUACAUCAGGAGUCAAAACAUAGGCGACAGCUUCUUUAUAAGAACGCACUUCAAUUGUGAUAAGCCAGAGAAUGGUGACUUGGCAUUCAGCAAAGGCGACAUUUUCCAAGUUACCGACACACUUUUUGGUGGUACUGUUGGCAAAUGGCAAGUUGUUCGCGUGUCUUCCCCUUCGUCUGGUAGUAAAGCUGAAGUCAACCCAUGUAAAGGUGUGAUCCCGAAUGCUACUAGCACGGCAGCACGACGAUGGCUGCUGAAGAUCGACAUGAAGAUUACCAAGCAUAAGACUUCAACGCUGAUGCGGCGGAAGAUCACCAACGGACGCCGGUCAAAGUCGUUGACUAAGGCUCACUGGGACGAGGUCGUUUUCUCUCAUGGAACCGUUAAAUUCCCUCCUUAUGAACGCGUUCGUCUGCGACAUCCAGGCUUCAGGCGACCUGUUAUUAUUUACGGUGGCUUGUCGGACAUCGCUCGAGAGAAGCUUUUGCAAGACCCCUCUCGCGACUUCGCCGCUGCUUCUGGCAUCGUUCGUCUCAAGAACAUCAGAGAGGUUCGAGCAGUAAUGAACAAAAAUAAACACUGUAUCUUGGACGUGACACCAAGCUCCGUCGAGAAAUUGCUAUACGCGCAGUAUUGUCCGAUAGUUGUUUUUCUAAAAGUGGACGGUCGAUCUCGUUUGCGCGAACUACGCAAGAAACACUCGAAGAUUGCAGCGUCGAAGAGUUGUAGCAAAAUUUCUGAUGUGGCGGCUAAGAUUCAGAAAUCAUAUGGAUACCUGUUCACGGCUGUUCUCGAUGCUACUCACGAAGAUCACUGGUUUGAGGCUUUGCGGGAGCUGAUCGCGCAUCUGCAGGAACGGAGAGUUUGGAUGUCGGAGAUGAAACCAACUGAUCUGCUUGAUGAUGAUUUUUUGACUCCGUCGAUCAUUCACUACGAACUAACCAAACAUGCUAACAAAGUAGGCUCCCAUGUACAGGCAGCAUCAGGACUAGCCUCUAGUACUGAUAAACAACUAACCUUUUCAAAUGAGGAACCUGGAGGAGCGUUAUUGAGCAGCUGCUGGAAAUGCUUAGCCCCUCUUUCAAGACUUUAUUGGAUACGGUGGACUUGGUCCGGAUUUAUUGACACUACCUCGCCAUUACAUCGACUGAUUAUCAUUGCCAUGCCAUUCCAUUAG